CGGAAGUAGUUUAACACAAAGCUGCACCGUAAGUGGAGGCAAAACAUCAAUGGGAGUCACUUGCGUGUGCCAGGUGCCUGUGGCGGAGGGGAAGAGUGUGCAGCAGACGGUGGACCUCCUGCACAAGAAGCUGGAGCAGCUGGGUGCUGUGAAGCAGGGCAGCUUCUGUGUGGACUGUGAGACGUACCAUGCCACAGGAAAUGUCAGCGGUCAGCCCUCCAAGCUCUUGUACGUGAUGCACAACUCUGAAACGCCGCUGAGCUGCCUGGCUCUGUUUGAAGGCGGACCCUGCCUGAUCGCCGAUGCAAACUUCGACGUCCUCAUGGUGAAACUGAAGAGUCACUUCCAGAAUGCGAAGGGACACAAGGUGGAGUGUCGCGGCUCGAGAUACCGCUACUGCGACUUCUUGAUAAAAGUCGGCACCGUGACGAUGAGCUCCAGCGCCAGAGGGAUCUCGGUUGAGGUGGAGUACUGCCCCUGUGUGGUUCCAGGGGACUGCUGGAACCUCAUGAAGGAGUUCAUGCAGUCCUUCCUCAGCAACAGCGUCCCUGAACUGCCAUCUGUGUUUGCUGCCAAGCCUGAGGGGCUUUUUGCACCAGCAGACUGCGUUGACACAAUGACUCAGUACUUAGAGCUGUUUAACAAGCUCCGCAAACUGCAAAUCCCUGGUAGUAACGUGCGCUGAGCUGGCAGUGGAGAGGUCGGUUUUUUUAUGUUUGUUUUCUGGUCCUGUGGAUCAGAGCGAUAUCCAGGUGUGUUUGAAAUCCUCGGGUUUAUUUUUCCAUUCGUGGGGCUUUAACUGUACAUUAUAGACGCCUCCUUGAUGAGUGUAUUUGGUAUUAAAGACACGUAGCUGAGAACAGA
This is a messenger RNA of Stegastes partitus (bicolor damselfish), 864 nucleotides long. RefSeq names its product mediator complex subunit 20 (gene med20). Gene Ontology annotation, molecular function: transcription coactivator activity. Gene Ontology annotation, cellular component: mediator complex. The record is from RefSeq and is a predicted model, not a curated record. Gene Ontology annotation, biological process: regulation of transcription by RNA polymerase II. Bases 50 to 685 code for a protein of 211 amino acids. The transcript is spliced from 4 exons. Lineage: Eukaryota; Metazoa; Chordata; Actinopteri; Pomacentridae.